Molecule: messenger RNA, 1596 nt
Organism: Clonostachys solani
Lineage: Eukaryota; Fungi; Ascomycota; Sordariomycetes; Hypocreales; Bionectriaceae
Source: the annotation of a GenBank genome assembly
AUGCCGCCGGAGCUGCAAGUCCGGAUCUUGUCUAAUCUCGUAACAAAAGAUUCCAAUGACAUCUUGCCUAUCCUUCGCACCUGCAAGAAACUCUACGAAAUUGCACUGCCGCUCUCGGUAUCAAUAUUCCAGGUACACACGCCAAAUCAGCCCAACAAGGAUGGAUUCCCCAUGCGAAUCCGACUGUUCAAGUUUCUUCGAUAUAUCACUAUCGUCAAGCCCGGGCUAGCUAGCCACGUCAGGACACUCGUGUUCGGGAGAUGGUUGCUAGACAGAUAUCAGAAACCUCUUGGAUCCCAGGGGCCCACAAGAGAGGAGAAGGAUGUGUAUGCAAGGCUGAUCCGGAAUGUUGCUGCCAAUUCUUCUAACCGAAUCAAUGAGCAAUACUACACUUCCAGAUGGAUCUCAGAUCUCGCAACAGGCAUGGCAGACGCCAUCUAUGCCUUGUUACUAGUGGUCUGCUCGGGCUUGAAGGAAGUUUGCAUCCCAGAGCCCAGAGAAAGAGACAGCAUACUUGACGACGGGUUCCUUGAAGUCAUCAGCUAUUCGCACCUGAAGUAUGUUCUUCGACUGGCGACUGAAUCGGACCCCUAUGUGCAAAGCGAGCCAAGCCAGGCGCCCCCUCUUUCCCUUCUGGAGCAUGUUUAUCAUGAAGGGGUUCGAGGGUAUGGAUAUGACAAUUGGCUUGACCACUCUCUGCCUUUCUUGCUGCUGCCUAGGCUGCGCACUUACGAGUGUCUGUAUGGCAAUAUCCUCGAAGAAGGGCAUAUCUUUCCGCUGUACCUGCAGCCAUCAUCGUCAGCAGUCAAAGAUCUGGUGCUCCGCUCGUCUUGCAUCUCCACAAACUCUCUUAAAAUGAUGCUAGCGGCAUCGAAGUCCCUUCGCUCAUUUGAAUAUAUGCGAGGGCUGUCCGAUAACGAAAGCAGCCAUAAAGUGGCCAUGCCUCGCGACAUCAUCGAAGCUAUUCAAAGUCAUGCCGCGGGCCUGGAACAUCUCACUCUUGACCUGAACGAGGACACCUACCGAAGAGCCUGGCUCGGGAAACCGGAUAGAAUAUUCGUGGGGGACAAACUCCAGCAAAUGGCGAAUUUGAAAAGCCUCGUCAUCGGGAUGCUGCCACUUACCGGAAUCAUCGACACCGAACCCAGUCUUUUGGGUCAGCUUCUUGAGCCCGAGGAGAUUGACCAAGCGGAUAGAAAGGUUGAAGGUACACGACGCUUGGUAGAGUGCCUGCCAGAGAACCUCGAAAAAUUGGAAAUCCUUUGCUGCGGAAUGGGAAUUCUCGAUGAGGCACAAGAACUAUUGGAUCUUAUCUCUCUGGGGCAGCGUUUCAAGCAUCUGAAUUGCGUCCGGUUUAUCUUUAAUGAUGAAACUACCACUCCAAGCCUUGUGAAUUUGACAUGCAGCUCAUCCUCGUUACGCCUUGAGACUGCAUUUCAGACCAAGCAACACCGAGAUUUUGACCUGACCCAAUGCUGGAGAGAAGAGAAGAGCCCUUGCUCACGGCUCCAUCCACCGAUGACUCACUAUUAUGAGGACUGGCACAAAUAUCGAUACAGUGAUAGAAUGACCAUUGAUGAACUUUUCAGCCGCUGA